CUCCCCCCCACCUCGGAGCUGCUCUCCCCCAGGAGCAUGGAGGCUAUGUACCUGUCCCUGAUCACCAUCCUAGGAGGUGUGUGUCUGGUUCUCACCGUGGUCCUCCUCUACCUGGGCUUCUGUCUGCGGGGCAGCCACAGGGGGAAGUACUCUCUCCGCGCUGCCGCCGCUGCAGCCGCAGCCGCCUCUGCCAAUCACACAGACAGGAAGAGGAAACAUAGGAAGCAGCAGCAGAAACGCCGCAGUAGCUCCGCCCACCUGGAUCUCAAGACCAUCUCCAGCCACUGUAAUGGGAACGGGAUCUGUAAUGGGAACGGGAUCUUUAAUGGGAACGGGAUCUGUAAUGGGAACGGGAUCUGUAAUGGGAACGGGAUCUGUAAUGGGAACGGGAUCUGUAAUGGGAACGGGAUCUGUAAUGGGAACGGCGUCUCCAAACAACCGGGGAACGGUGACACGCACAAAGGGGGCUUCUUCCAGAUCGUCCCGAGAAAGAGCCAGUCGUCCCCCAACAAGGACCCCCCUCCCCCUGCCCCUCCUCUCCCCCCACCCCCUCAGACCCCCCACACCCCCCUCAACCAAUCAGAGUGUGACUUGCAAGACUUCCCCAGCCCCAACGGCCUAUCGGCGACAUUACCCAGCGUCUUGCGGAGGAUGCACGGUAACAACUACAUGUUGUUAAGACAGAGUGAGGCGGAAAGCAGCUCCCCUCUCUGCCGCUCCUUCACUGAGGAACUCAACACGAUCCUGGAGAAGAGGAAGCACACACAGCUGCUACCAAAACCGGACGAGAGCUCUCUGUAGUAGAGGGAACACCUCUCUAUGUCAGGGAGGUAGCUCCCCCUGUGGUGGGAGAACUGAACUGGGCCCAUUAAUAUUGUCCAUUUAGCAGACGCUUUUAUCCAAGGCGACGUACAUCAGUGAGUGGCCAUUGGUGGUGCAGAAGAGAUCCUUUGUGGAUGACCCAUGCUGCUCACAGAGUAAAAUGUUUUUAAACUAGCCUGGACUGAAUUAUGAGAGAAGGAGAUGUCCUGCUUACAUUUUUUUGGACCACUGAAAAGGGACACACAUCUGGUUGGAGUAUCAACUGUGUUUCAAAAUAAACUAUUUCUGCACACUAUUCGGCCCUCCUAUCGCUAUCCCCUGUUUGACACCCGAAGCCAUGGGUUACAGUGAGUACACACAUAAGAGAGACAGAGAGAACCUACCCCAGCUCAGCAGAGCUCAGCAAGCUAGACCUAACCCAGCUCCAGUCAAUACACCUCAGUCUGGAUCAAUAAAAGAUGAGCCCUGGAGGGGGUGAUUCAAGGGGCAGGCCUCAAAUCUCAGCCCCAGAUUAAGGCUCCUCGCUGGGCAGGACACGAGGGGCGGGGACCCUGGAAGUCUCAACACAGCCCAUGAUAACAAGGAAGAAGAGGAGGAAGAAGAAGACGCUCAUGGGAAUAUGAGUUCUUGUGAAGUGUGCCAAUGACUUGACUUGAUUUCAUAUUGGACAUUGAGGGCAAAAUGUGUUUUUAUUCUUAGAAGUUUGUAAAUUAUGUGAAUAUUGAUUACAAUGGUAACACAAAAUGUAAUAACCAAAUUUGAGUAAUAUUAUUAACACAUAUCAACUCUUAACCCUAGACAGAGAGAGUAAUCCAAUGAAAAUACCCUCUAUACAUUAUUUUUGUGUAAUAGGAAAUUGGACAGUAUUAACCGUUUUGAUGAAAUGUAAAUGCCGUUUCCUUCAGACAUUCCCUGGUUAUUAUGUACUCAACUCAAUGGACACUACAAACACAUCAGGACUAUGAGAGAUUCAACCCCAUCUGAGUAGGAGCCAAUGGAUUACCAGAAUCCAUACACUGCUGUCUCUCUCUCUCUCUCCUAUCCAACCACAACUUAAUGGGUCUGAACUAUGGUUGGAAAAUAGGUCUGAACUCUAUCACGACAUCACAGCUCGGCCACAGAGGACCAGACAUCAUGUACACCUGAGGCCUGAGAGAUGCUGUCUAGUUUGGGGCCUGUCUGUUUGAAACAGAUCUUGCUAACUUCAACUCCAGACAUUCUCAGAUAUGGUGUGAUGUCUGGUACCGUGACACUAAUAUCUUGCCCACCGGGAAUAGCUUCAAAAUGUCUGAAUAACUUUGAAGAGUCACUGUUUGGAAUCAAACACAGUUCCAGUACCAUUGGAAGACCAAUUAUAAUCCAGAGCGACUGAGGAAACAGUCAAAUCAUCCAUUCUACAACAACCAGUAUGCUCUAUCCCAUGUUAACCUGAGAACUGGAUACCUCAGUAAGUAAUAUAGGCCAGAGUACAGUACAGCUACUCUCUGUAACUGGUAUACUCCUGUGCAGUUCAUCACAAGAGCAAACUGGGGAAAGGGGCAUUUAAUGGUUCUGGUCUUCACAUCAAACAACUCUGCCCUCUCUGUAGUCCUCUCUGUAAGGAUGACAAACUAUGACAAAAUGGAUGCUUACUAAUCAUGAUCCCCAUCCUAACUGUUGCCAGGUUUUAAAACUAUUGGCACUAUUAGUGCCACUAUGUUCUUUUUAAGUAAAAAAAAAUACAUGUAUUGUAAUUUUGUUCUAUGUUGCUAUUCUAUUGCCAGUGUUGUUGUUUUGGUGCCAUUUGUAAGAGGCAUUGAUGUGGGUGUCUAGUCCACUAGUGUUGCACUAGUAAUCUAAUAACAUGGUAGAACAACAGGGGUCUCCAACUCUGGUCCUGGAGACCUACGGGCGGUGCAGAAUUUCUUCCAACCCGGCACUACCACAGCUGAUCCAACUUAUCAUGGUCCAGAGUCAGACUGAAGACUGUGAUGAAUUGAGUGUGUUUAGUAGAUAUGUUAUUGAUUGGUUGGAGCAAAACCCUGCACAUGCAGUCACUCUCCAGGGCCGGAGUUGGAGAACCUGUUGUUGAAGCAUGGUAUGUUAGCUAACAGCAUGAUGAACAGAAUACAACAUCACAACCAUAAUGUGACAGAUGAUAAGACUCUUCAGUCUGGCCCAUUCAUCUGGGUUUGCUUAGAUAAAGUUCCCCACAGCUCGUUAAGCAACUUCCACAGCAUUCAUCAUUCCGUCUUUCGUUCGCGCUCUCUCUAUUGCUCGCUGUCUCUAUCUCCGUCUCUCUCUCUCUCUCUCUCUCUCUCUGUAAUAUUAUGAGUAUUAAGUCCAAUUCAGACACAAGAUGUCAUCCUGCUUUACUAACAGUAAGACAUUGAGUAGCAGCUCACCAGUGGAGGCUGCUGAGGGGAGGACAGCUCAUAAUAAUGUCUGGCACAGAGUGAAUGGAAUGGCAUUCCAUUCACAUGGAAACCAUGUGUUUGAUGUUGUUGACACCUUUCCACUGAUUCCGCUCCAGCCAUUACCACAAGCCCGUCCUCUCCAAUUAAGGUGCCGGCAAUCUCCUGUGCAGCUCACUGACUUCUGGUUCAUUUAAAUGUAAUUUAUCUGAGUUGAAAUUCUAAUAAACAAUAUGUUUCAAACUC
This is a messenger RNA of Salmo salar (Atlantic salmon), 3461 nucleotides long. NCBI's taxonomy places the organism in Eukaryota, Metazoa, Chordata, Actinopteri, Salmoniformes, Salmonidae. The record is from RefSeq and is a predicted model, not a curated record.